GAAAGAAACUGAAACUCGCUCACAGAGUGCGAACAUGGCGGCCCAGCGGAGGACUCUGAUCCACAGUCACCAGAGCUGGACUGAUGACCUACCAUUGUGUCAGCUGUGUGGCGUGGGAGCGGCCCCGAACUGUGUGUAUGGGCCGGAUGGCAAAAGCACCCAGAGCCACCCCAAUGAGGACUGCCACUUCCGCUUUAGUACGGAUUGCUGUUUCUUGUAUGGAGUGUUUAAUGGUUAUGACGGCAGCCGUGUGGCCAAUUUCGUAUCCCAGUGUCUGACUGCAGAGCUAUUACUGGGUCAGCUCAACUUCACCCACUCUGAUCCUGAUAUCCGACGCAUCCUCACUCAGGCUUUUGAUGUGGUGGAGAAAAGUUACUUUGAGACCAUAGAUGACGCACUGGCAGAAAAGGCCAACCUGCAGGCACAACUUCCUGAGGGGGUGCCGUUUCACCAACUGCCUCCUCAGUUUCACAAGAUCGCAGAGCGGCUGAAGGCUCUAGAGCAGGAGGUGUCUGGAGGAGCCACAGCAGUUGUUGCCCUCAUCCUAAACAACAAGCUGUACAUCGCUAAUGUGGGUACCAAUCGUGCUCUGCUCUGCAAAUGUACCCCUGAUCGGCAGAAUCAGGUUAUUCAGAUUGGACGCGCUCACACAACCGACAACGAGGAGGAGCUUGCAAGACUGACCCAGCUGGGUCUGGACCCGGCUCGGUUGAGACAGACAGGACUAAUAACAGGUCAGAGCAGCCUGAGGAGGAUUGGAGACUAUAAGGUCAAAUUCAGCUACACAGAUAUCGAUGUGCUGAGUGCGGCCAAGAGUAAGCCAAUCAUCGCAGAGCCUGAGAUUCACGGCGGCCAGACGUUGGAGGGCGUGACAGGCUUUCUGUUGCUGAUGUCAGAAGGGCUCAUUAGGGCCCUCGAGGCUGCCCACGGCCCUGAGCAGGCCAAUCAGGAGAUGGUUGCCAUGGUGGCAGCAGAGCUGGCCCAGCAGAGCAGUCUGGAGGCAGUGGCCCAGUCAGUGGUGGAGCGCGUUAAGCGGCUUCAUCAUGACGCCUACGCCAGUGGCAGACAGAGAGCACCGCACUGCUCCCGACACGAGGACAUGACCCUCCUCAUACGCACCAUUAAUUACCCUCUAUCAGACGGCUCACUCACGCCCACUCAGGGUGGCCGAAUUUACCCAGUCUCUGUGCCCUACUCCAACAGUCAGAGCACUAGUAAGACCAGUGUGACCCUCUCUCUGGUCAUGCCCUGUCAAGGCACACUCACUAAUGGAACCAACACCGCCUCCACCCUCGAAGGAGGCACUCCAACGCCAGGGCAGAGUCCCACAGCCACGCUGCAGUCCACCAACACACAGACGCAGAGCUCCAGCUCCAGCUCAGGCGACGGCAGCCUCUUCCGCCAGCGGGGCAGCCAGGCAGCACAACCGGACGAGACAGGCCGUGUGCCGCCAUACGUGGACUUCACUCAGUUCUACCGGAUGUGGGGGACUGAACACAGUGAGGGUCCAGGGCAGGGUGUGCUGGGACCCCAGUGAGGGUGGGGGUGGGUUGUGGUGCUCAGCCCUUGUCGUAGAGAUCUACCUUCAUGCAGAGUUCAGCUGCAGGCCACAUCUAACAAGGGUCACAACUAACUGAUGAAACUAUUAUGGCAUGGACAGUUUAAUCUUACUUUGCCCUGUCACCUUACUGCAGUCAUUCAGAAUUCUGUGUGUGGAAGUGAUUGCUUGCUUGAUCUGAAUGACCAUGUCAUAAGAACAUAGACUUCAUAAGUCAUUUGUCUUUCAGUAGUUGGCAUGUCAUGCCCACGUUAGGAACUCCAGAUUUAAGCAGAUUUCUCUAUGGGAAAAAUGAAAAAAGGGCUUUUUCAGAAAUCACUGCUUUUGCCCCUUUUGGUAAACAAUAGUGUUCCACGGCUGAUGUGUUUUGCCGUAUGGAUAUUGUUCUGAUUGUUGUUAUAUGCAGUAAAAUAAAUAUUCCUAUAUUUAGAAUGCAUUAAUAAUGCAUCCUUCAUUUUAAAUGCAUGUGAAAGAUCAUACUGUUAGGAACGAUGAGAUGUAGUUCGUUGUUGUGCACCUUAGCAUGGAGGGAAUUUCGAUUACAACCAAAUCAUAAUAUACUGCACUUCAACACAUUUUCUCAAUGUAAUGAUUAACGAUUAAACAGUUCGAAUAGCUGUUUAGUUUAUUAUGGGGAAGAGGGCAAUGAAAGCUUUGUGGGGAAAAAUAAAUGGCUGCUAUCAGCCUUGUGGUAAACAAAAUGUUUCAGAGCCAAAAUGUUUGUCUUAUGUACAUGGCUCUGAAUUAUGAGGUCAUUAAGGAGCCAAAAUACAGCUGUUGCUGUAUGCAAGGUAACACAGCUGUGCCCUGUACUGAAAUUGUUCGAGAAAAAUAUCCCACGCAUGCCAGCAAACUUUGUCAAAUGUGCCAGUUACAUUUAGGCUGUGGUUUUAGUAGCUGGUGUUGGUAUAUAUUAGUGUCAAAGUCAAGUACAUGACUUAUUUACAUGCAAUGUCAUUUCAGUGCACAGGAGUGUUCGCUUAUAUAUAUAGCAUAUAUGUAGCAUUCAGGUUUUGACUGCUAAACAACCUCAUAAUUGAAUCCACUGACAUUUGGGGGGAAAAUAUACACAGAACAAAAUGCUUUGGGUUUGGAGCAGUUUUUGAAAAUGCCAUUCAUUUUUCUCAACUGCUUAGUUCCUAAUAUGGGCAAAAGACUGACCACAGACUUGCUUCAGGGGUGAGUUAUUGUGCAUUACAGGGGGCUUUUGUUGCCUUUUUCGCAUAAUCUAAAUAAACGAAUAGGCUAUUCAUCAGCUAAUCUUUGCAUCCAGUACUUCAACUCCAGCCGAUCUAGGUCUUCAAAGAUUGGUUGGAUCAGGUGCAGCACGUUAAGGUUCAAACUGAACUCUGCAGGAAGGUGGUUCUCUAGGAGUAUGGUUGUUGACCCUGCUAGAUUGAGGUAGUUAGGAGAAGCAGGUAUGCUUUCUGAAAGUGGAGUCCAGCAGCUUGCAGCAGUACAGACCACAAAGGAAAACAAAGAUUCUAGGCAUGGGAUCCAGCAUGUGGUCCCGUUGCAUGCUGCUCUGCAAACUUGCUGUCUUCGAUAAAGACUUUAUUAAGUGUGAUAGUAUUGAUCUCCAGGUGAUAGUGUGGCCUGGAUUCACAGUAUCUACUUUUUCCUCAUGUUGUUUUCAGUUGGUGAACAAAUGCAAAAGAUACCUCUGAAAUUAGUGAACGUUCUUCACUCCAAUAUUACAUUUUGGUUACUAUUGCAUAACCCUGAGCCAAUUGGUUUAUCCAGGCGCUUAUAAAUGCAUUCUUUUAUGGACAAUGUUGCCAGAUUGAACACACUUUACAAAAUGUAGGCAAAAAAAAAUCCAUGCAAGCUUACAAGCCAGCAAUUUUUUGUCAAAGUGAAUACAUUUAGAGUGCAUUAUUAAUUUAUUAUUCAUUAAUUUAUGAUGUUAGGAUAGAUUGGGUGUUGUGUACAUUGAAAUAAUUCCCUAAUAAUGUAAUAACCCAACAAUGUAGUACAUUUUGCACUUGAUCAAAAAUGUAAUAAGGAAUUAUAGUUAAUUAGAAAAUGUAAUAUAUCCCAAUAAUAUAUUAAUGUAUUACUUUAUAAAGCAUUGUGCUAUAUUAAUGGGAAAAUUACAUUAUUGGUUUUUAUUGUAUUUUUGAAAAAGUGCUACAUUUUAUUAUGUUGGGACAUUAAUACAUUAUUGGUUCUAGGUAAUAUUCUGGCAAAUGCUGAAUUCGCUAUGGUCCCCCUACAAGUUGAAUAGGAUUUGCUUGUCCAAACUGGCGACAGUAGAGUGCAUUUGUGGGCGGAGCAUGGAUAAGUCAAUUAGAUCCCAUUCCACACAAAAUCAUCUUCUACUUGUAGCAGUUCUUCUCAUCUUUGUGGACCUUGAGACGGCUGGAUUUGGUGCCAGGAGAACCGUAACGCGUGAUUGGCUGGAAAGUUGUGAAAUGCUGAGGAAGCCUCGGGGGAAUGGAGCAUAAAAGCAGAGUUUAUGAAGAGUGAAAGAGUUUGUUGUCAGCUUUGUAGUCAAGGUGAGCUGUAGACACGGCUGCUGGGGGGUCCGCAUGGUGAUAUCACUUUGUGGGCUGCGUUUGCAGCCUCAGACUGACUCAUAGCAGAUUCAACUGAGUAUUGAAAAGGGAAUGUGUUUUCUGCCACGUGUUUAUAGGCAGCAUUGCUCUCACUCUCGGCAGAUGUCAGGGGACCCGUUUGCCUACAUUUGAAUUCAAAAACAUGCUUUUAUCAGUCUGAAGUGACUCUAAUAUGUAGACUCAGUUUGAAUAAUCUGCUAAUUUUUACUAUUGUUAUUGUAUUUUGCAGCUGGCUGGGUCUCACUCAGUAUGUGACUCGAGGGCAUUUAAGGAAAAAAAAAGCAUAAAGCAUCUUUACCGAAUUUUCUGAAUUGAGUACAGUACUUUCCUUUUAUAACGAAUGUCAUGUAAUGGCAGUGCCUCCAUAGAUUACUGACAGCAGAACAGCACAUUCUCUCUCACCUUCCCUCACUCCCUUCUUCUCCUAGCUCUCUUCUGUUACUCUCCCCUUGCUCUGUCUUCCUUUCUCUUCUGUUUACAUUCAUUUCUUUCUCCAUCUCUUGCAUUCUCCCUUUCUUGCUCUGUUUUAUUUCUGUCACACUAGUUACUUUCUCUUCCUUUCUGUACCUAAUCUCUUUCUUGCUCGCCUCGCCUCUUCUCUUUUCAUUUACAUUUAUCUCUACUCCCUUCCUCUUUCGUCUUUUAUUCUUUCUCUCUCUUAUUUUGUCUGUUCUCUUUCUUGCUCUCUCCUUUUUAUCUUGUCACUAUCAUUUCUACUGUCCCUUUCUUUUUCUCUUUCUUGCGUUCCCUUCUCUUUCUUAUUUAUUUCCUUCUCCAUCUCUCUUCUCGGUGUCUCUGUCUUUCUAUUUCCUCCAUCCAUCAUGAAAAGGCGCUCUGACUGAUGUCAGGUUAUAAUGGACAGUCAGUGAAUGAGUGUUAGAGAGAGAGUGGUAGCUGUGUUGCUGACUCUACUGUACAUUUUAUAAAGGGGGGUUGAAGUUUGUUUUACAGUCAUAACAAUAUCUCUGAGCAGAUGUCUUUUAUAGUUUACGUUUGUGGUUUUGUCUUCUCUGUAUUCGCUUGUUUCUAGUGCCUUGCUGAAAUAAAUGAUAGAAACCGUGA
Pygocentrus nattereri (red-bellied piranha) is the source of this 5178-nucleotide messenger RNA. It is a transcript of the gene tab1, whose product is annotated as TGF-beta activated kinase 1/MAP3K7 binding protein 1. Lineage: Eukaryota; Metazoa; Chordata; Actinopteri; Characiformes; Serrasalmidae. Gene Ontology annotation, biological process: protein dephosphorylation. The record is from RefSeq and is a predicted model, not a curated record. Gene Ontology annotation, molecular function: protein serine/threonine phosphatase activity. Bases 35 to 1537 code for a protein of 500 amino acids. The transcript has 11 exons. Gene Ontology annotation, cellular component: cytosol.